UUCUCUACUAAGUUUCAACGGCUCCCUUCCCCUGGGAGAUAUCUCAAAAUAUCGUCUUCGGAUCAGAGGGCGUUCCGAGGCCAGACCUGUCAAAAACGCGGCAUUGGCGUCAUCCUAUAUCCUGUGAUACAGCUUGCUAUAGAUCUCCCGUUUCCCCUCUCCAAAGGUUAUAUCUUUCGUACCAUUCCACUUUCUUUCUUUUCUUAAAGGAUAUUGCAUAAUUCUUAAUGCUUCUAAAUAUACCUUAACUGUUUUUUCUCUUCCUAUACUCGUGUAUCUUCCUGGGCGACGGCACGUCGAGUUACACAAUGUCGGACUCAACGGAGCUGAAGCGCCUCCACAGAGAGGAAAUCCGCUCAGUGACGCCCGACUCAGCAGCGAACUCGACUUCUACGCAAGGUCUGACUGCAAAUGACUUACCUCUCGGAUAUUUCUACAGCAAGAACUUCAUUGGUUCUGUGGCGGGAGUAUGUCUUAUGGCGAUCAGUCUGUAUUUGGGAUACGUCUUACCGGCGAAUACUUUGACAACCAUCAACGAGGAUCUAGGUCCUGACCCCAAUUACAUUCUGAUUUCUACGUCCUACACAUUGAUCAGCGGUGUCGGACUCUUACUCGUCGGGCGUCUGGGUGACAUCUUCGGACGACGAUACUUCUACAUCGGCGGGCAAACGAUCGGCUUUAUCGGUGCCAUAGUCGGUGCCACAGCACAGAACAUUCCUACACUGAUCGCUGGAGCGGUUCUGACCGGCUGCGCCGCGUCAGUACAGCUCACUUUCACGUUCGUCAUUUCUGAACUGGUGCCAAACAAGCACCGUCCUGCCGUAAACAGUGGAUUAUUUCUAUCCACUCUGCCAUUUGCUGCAUUUGGUCCACUUAUCGCACAGCUUCUUGUAAAGAACACUGAGAAAGGCUGGCGAUGGAACUACUAUCUAAAUUGCAUCACUUGCGGACUUUCAGCGAUUCUAUUUGCACUCUUUUACUUCCCGCCUGGAUACGAUCAGCUGCACAAGGGCAAGUCCCGAUGGGAACAAGUCAAGAAACUCGACUAUCUCGGAUUGGUCUUGUACAGUGCUGGACUGGUUCUGGUGCUUCUUGGGCUUUCAUGGGGCGGCUCUUCCUACCCCUGGAAAUCUGGCCAUGUCAUCGCUACGCUGGUGGUGGGAAUCGUGACUUUGGUCCUCUUUGCUCUAUGGGAAACCUUUGCCCCUCUUGAGCAGCCCUUUCUUCCAACGAAGUUGCUCAGAAAUGUCAACUAUGUCGCCGUCUGCGUCGCUGCGUCGGUGGGGACAAUGAUCUAUUUUUCUUUAAACGUGUUAUGGCCGCAGCAGAUUGCGGCUUUGUAUACUACUGAUCCUAUUAAGGCUGGCUGGCUGGCGUGUACGACUGGAUCCUCUGUUGCCCUCGGACAGAUACUCGCGGGUCUUCUUAUGAAACCCUUGGGCCAUGCCAGAUGGCAGCUCGUCCUCUGCACCGUGGUCAUGACUACGUUCUUGGGAGCCAUGGCAUCGACGAAUCAAUAUCGAAAGGAUUACGGUAUUGCUUUUACUAUCAUCGGCGGCCUUGGCGUAGGUUUCCAGGAAAUGAUCUCGAUCAUCAUGUCUGCUCUUAUCUGCAAGCCCGAAGAUAUCGGUCUUGCAAGCAGUUUCCUAGCUGCCAUCAAGCAAGUCGUCGGUACUAUUGCAACCGCGAUCUAUGUCUCAAUUCUCACCAACCGCCUUGAUGAAACUCUCGCUCCGACUGUUACUCCCGCUGCUGUGAAGGCCGGCCUUCCCAAAUCCAGCAUCCCAACUCUCCUGAAGGCUAUCGCGGCCGGUACGUCUGACGCACUAGACUCUGUGCCCGGAAUGACGAGCAAGAUCGCUGCUGUCGUUGGAGAGGCCACCAAGACGGCGUACUCGUUUUCCUUCCAGACUGUCUACUUGACCAGCAUCGCUUUCGGAGGCCUUGCUAUCAUCGCUGGUUUCUUCACGCGUAGUAUCGAUGAUAAAAUGACUUCUGAAGUAGCGCAGAAGUUGAGAGGCACGGACGCGAACGAGGAGGGUGUGAGCACGUCGGCAAAGGUUGUCUAGGUUCAACAAAAGCAAGGGUGUAGUGACGGGUUUGUAUGGAUAAAAAGGGUAUCUUUGUCUAUGAUCGAGAGUACCAUCAUGGAUUCAU
Messenger RNA from Paecilomyces variotii, 2157 nucleotides. RefSeq names its product siderophore iron transporter. Gene Ontology annotation, molecular function: transmembrane transporter activity. Gene Ontology annotation, biological process: transmembrane transport. Lineage: Eukaryota; Fungi; Ascomycota; Eurotiomycetes; Eurotiales; Thermoascaceae. The coding region runs from base 309 to 2069 and encodes 586 amino acids. The record is from RefSeq and is a predicted model, not a curated record. The transcript has 9 exons.